This is a messenger RNA of Nothoprocta perdicaria, 2321 nucleotides long. Its product is annotated as alpha-1-antitrypsin-like. Gene Ontology annotation, biological process: negative regulation of endopeptidase activity. Bases 35 to 1318 code for a protein of 427 amino acids. Lineage: Eukaryota; Metazoa; Chordata; Aves; Tinamiformes; Tinamidae. Gene Ontology annotation, molecular function: serine-type endopeptidase inhibitor activity. The record is from RefSeq and is a predicted model, not a curated record. The transcript has 4 exons.
AUCAGAAAAAAAAAAAAAAAAAAAAGAAAAAAAAAUGAAGUCUGCCUUGUAUUUGUGCUUGCUGCUUCUUGGGUUUCAUGUCCAGGGCCUCCCUAAACCCAGCCACAGUGAAGAACAAGAGGAACAAAAAGCAGUUCAUUGUCCAGGAGACCAUGCCCACGGUGAAGGAGAAAAACGGUCUCAUUGCAAGAUAGCCCCAAGCAACGCUGAAUUUGCAUUUAGAUUUUACAAGCAGGUUGCAGCAGAGGGAGGUGACAAGAACAUUUUCUUCUCUCCUCUGAGCAUCUCAGUUGCCUUUGCAAUGCUCUCCCUGGGGGCCAGAGCAACCACAUGCCACGAGCUGCACAAAGGGCUCACCUUCAACAUGACAGACAUGGAGGAACAGGAGGUCCACGAAGGCUUCCGCGAUCUCCUGCAGCUCCUGAACGACCCUCACAGAGAAGUCCAAGUGAGCAUGGGCAAUGCUCUGUUCAUAGAUGACCAUCUGAAACUGCUCCAAAAAUUUCUGGAUGAUGUCACAAAUUUUUAUGAAUCUGAAGCUAUUUCUAGCAACUUCCAGAAUAUUUCAGAGGCUAAAAAGAAAAUCAAUGAUUACAUAGAAAUGAAAACUCAUGGGAAAUUUGUUGACUUCCUCAAGAGUCUUAGUUCAGACACAGUGAUGGUUCUUGUUAACUACAUUUACUUUAAAGGUUACUGGGAACAACCUUUCAGCAGUUUGCUCACCAAGGAAGACGACUUCUUCAUAGAUGCCAAGAAAUCUGUAAAGGUCAAAAUGAUGCAUCGAAGCAAAGCCUAUAAUGUCUAUAGGGAUGAGAACUUGUCUUGCUGGGUUGUAGAAAUCCCGUAUAAAGGGAACGUUGCUGCACUGUUUGUUCUGCCUGAUGAAGGAGCAAUGAAGCAGGUGGAAGAUGUUCUGCUGAAAGAAACCGUGUCUAACUGGGCAAAUUCACUUAAAAGCAGAAAAAUCAACCUGUAUCUUCCCAAAUUCUCCAUCUCUGGCUGCUAUGAUGUCAAGAACCUAUUCCAGAAGAUGGGUGUGAAAGAAGUAUUCGGUGAUCAAGCUAAUUUCUCUGGAAUGACAGAAAGCACUCGUCUAAAGGUUUCAAAAGCAACGCACAAGGCAAUGGUGGACGUUAAUGAGAACGGCACAGAGGCUGCUGCAGUGACUGUGGUAGAAGUGAUGCCAAUAUCACUUGAGAUUCCUCCUCCUCCUGUCAUCGAAUUCAACAGGCCCUUCAUGAUGCUAAUUUUUGACAAAACCACCUCUAGUAUAUUAUUUCUGGGGAAAGUUAUGAACCCUGUUGCCAGUGAAGAUUAGACCAGGGCACUUGCACUCAGCACAGAAAUUCUAGAGAGCUUGUGCACCUCCCAGAAACUUAUUUUUGCAAAAAUGUUCUGGAAUCGAUGUUUAAUUAACAAAUAAAGAAACAUUCUAUGUAGUUAUUCUUCAUUUGAAAUCAGUCAGGGCCACGUUCAUAAAACAUUCCAGACGAGAAAAGACAUUGCAGGGUCUUCAAUAAAUAUUCACCUACCUCACUUGCAGGUCACUGAAUCCACAGCCAUUGCAUGAUGACAAAUGGCUGAAAAGCUGCUUCUACCUCCAAUAUUCAGCUGAGUCCUCAGCUCAGAGAAUUCAGUUUUCGCUGACAACGCUUCCAGGUUCUAGCCCUUGCUAGAGGAUAUUGGUCAUAUGGUUGCUCAGCCCCUGGCAAGGAUGGGACAGUAUAACCAUGAAUACUCCUGGUUUGGCACUAUUACGGAUUUUCUAAAAACUUACCAAAAGGGAGCAAUUCUAUCCAGCUCUGGGAUUAAUAAAUAAAUAAAUCUAAUAGUUGACUGCAGAAUAUCAAGCUUAAAAAAUAGGAAGGAAUUGGCUACCAUUUCAGCCUCUUUGUUUUUUUCCCUAGAAAUACAGUCAUAAAGCUUUCUGGAUGUGAGAAAUUAAAAUCAAUUUGAAGCUUAUACAUUUUGGAAUUAAUGUUUAACAGAAUUCCAUAACACAUGCAAAUUUGCUUAUGAAAUGACCAUUCCUACUACUUCUGAGGUAAGAAUAAAAAUUAUAGACUCCACAACCUUUAAGAAAUUGAAAGAGAUCCUUUCAAUAUAUGUUCAGAUUUCCAAAUCAACACUUCUGAAGCAUGGUCUCAUCUGUUACUGGCCAGGACAUACAAGCUAUAUGCAUUCUUUUUUUCCAUCUGUCACUCAUUCUAUAACAUUUAUAAGCUCUUCAUCCCACCCUAAAAUAAAUAAAGUAUGUUUGAAGGGAAAAUUUCAAAAUGUAAUGUGAGGUGGCUUAGAAUUACUGUACUGUAUGGAGUUGC